AACAGGAAGCAGGAAACACAGGAAGCAGGAAACAGGAAGCAGGAAACAGGAAACAGGAAGCAGGAAACAGGAAAUACCAAAAAAGGGGGUGAGGGCUCAGGCAGAUAGACUGCCGAGGUAAAGAAGCUAUUUACUGCUCACGAUGAGCGAAGAAGAAAGGGUACAAGUAUUCCUCACCGACGAAGAGUUGUCUCGCACUCUACCGCAAAACCAUGAGGAUCGUAUGAAGAUAACGUUUCAAGAGUAUGUGAAUGCGUUGGCAAUCAAGGCUCAAGUGGAAAGCACACCCGAUCUCGACAAUUUGAGUGAUUGGUGGUAUGUCCAAUUGGCUAUUGUUUGUAAGGACGACAUUGAGAAUGCGCUCCAUCGGUGUUAUGGAUUGCAAAGCUUUCGAGAAGAAUACAAGGUUUUAGAUAGCUACGAAGAUGGAGUUCGGAAUCUGGCGAAACUAUUUGAAAUGUUUCCCAGACAAUUCUUAAUGUUUGACUUUAGUGACAAAGAUGGGAUCUAUGUCUUUGUCCAUGACUUGGUCAAGUUCGACCCAAAGAUAUUCACAUCACAUCAAAUGGCCGAAGAUUGGACGCGUGGUUGGAUGUACAUUCACUAUCUCAUGCAUCCGGAUAUUGAAUCCAUCCGGAAAGGCAUCAUUGUACUGAUAGAAUGCGAGGGAUUGACACUGCAACGAGACGCCAUGAAGCACAGCAACAGAUUCUUUGAAGAAUUCUUGGGGGUUUUCCCUUUCUUUGGAGAAGCACGGCAAUUCCAUACUGGAUUUUUUGCCACUAUAUUUUUCUCUUUCUUGAAGAAGAUUGUGCCCAAAGAAGUCAGCUCGCAAAUCAAUGUUGGGUACAAGUUUGAUGGGCACAUGGGGGAUGCUUUCUUGGUUCCCACAGUGGAAGAAGCCAAUGAAAGAAUGUUGACCAAAUUGAAAGCAGCCCUGAAGCAACGCUAUGAGUUCGAAAAGUCUUUUUCCCUGAACAACCACUGUAUUGUAAAUAACUGAAGAGAGCUAAGCACAGCAUCAACAAGGAUUGAAAAAGUGCGUUGUAUAU
Messenger RNA from Seminavis robusta, 1052 nucleotides. Lineage: Eukaryota; Bacillariophyta; Bacillariophyceae; Naviculales; Naviculaceae. The record is from the annotation of a GenBank genome assembly.